This is a messenger RNA of Arthroderma uncinatum, 459 nucleotides long. RefSeq lists its product as uncharacterized. Lineage: Eukaryota; Fungi; Ascomycota; Eurotiomycetes; Onygenales; Arthrodermataceae. The transcript has 2 exons. The record is from RefSeq and is a predicted model, not a curated record. Bases 1 to 459 code for a protein of 152 amino acids.
AUGCAGCUCUCCCUCUUCUUCGUUACAACACUGAUCGCGUGUGCUGGGGCCCAGGGCACCCAGCCGCAGGAUCUGAAGCGCGCCCUCGUCACCGCUGCCCCAGAACCUGCGGCAGUCGAACGAAUGAUGGAGAAGCGCCAGGCUGGCGGUACGGAAAUAUGCGAUACUGUCACCAUAUUCAACUCGAGAGAAGUUGCAGCCACCGGGAUACACAGUCUGGUCGCUUGCUUCUCGGCCUCGCGGUUCUAUGACUUUCCCAGGACGUACUACCGGGCGACCUUUGCGCUGGCAACGACAACGAGCGAGGAACCGGAGACACUAACGGCGACGGCUACGAAGACCGUAACGCAAACCGCAUCCAAGGGACUGGGGGCGAGCGGCUGGGAUGAUGGACUGCGGACGCGCUGGCUCUAUAUUAUCCCACUGGCCACUACUCUCCUCGGUCUUGUGCUUUUCUGA